Molecule: messenger RNA, 5895 nt
Organism: Dendronephthya gigantea
Lineage: Eukaryota; Metazoa; Cnidaria; Anthozoa; Malacalcyonacea; Nephtheidae
Exons: 4
Coding region: 530-4669 (1379 amino acids)
Source: RefSeq, a predicted model, not a curated record
CUUACAAAUAUAUUUGUGAUCAAAAUACCGAAGUAAACCCUGAUAUUUCUUCUGGAAAAAUCGUCGUUUAAUAGAUUUCUGAUAUCAGAUCUGUUGUACUUGAAAUAAAAAGGAAUAUGCAAAGUUGCUUUCGAACGAAAUGGCUGCCGUUUGUGCCGUGAAUUUCGUGCGAGAGAAGAAUCGGCGGAUUUUUAACAUCAUUUCGUGUCCAUCGAUGUUUGCUUUCUUUGGAAAAUUGCGAGAAGGUUCGUCACUACAAAACGACGAAUUUUCAUGACGAUCUGGGCGUUAAUGGCGAUAAAAAUCCGUCGAGAAGAUGCCAAGUUGUGAACAAUCUUCGCUCAAAUUUGCUUGCGAAAAGUUGACUAACGUGUAGUGAAACAGGAGGAGAUCUACCAUUAUUUUGCUUAUACACAAUGUUCCAUAAUGUUGGUUGAGUGUUUACAGCGAGGACAAUUCAAAGUUAUUCAACUCGUGUGAGAAGUUCUCUGAGUCAAGGGGAUUGUGAAGUUGAUAUUUAAAGACAACAAUGGAUCCAUUGAAAGCCAAAGCUAAUUAUUCCAGGGUAUGUCAUUUGUUGGUAGAUAAAGGUGGAGAUGUUUUAAGAAAUGCUUUGCAUGCGGUGCAUCCACCUUCCACCUUAGCUUCCGUACUGAAUGCAAACAAGAAGACCUUACAGAAAAUACGAUACAGUGUAAUUAAAGCCUCGCAAUGGGAUCUACUCUUCCCAAGAUCUGGUACACCAGAUUCAAACAACUUUGAUAUUACUCUAUUGACUGUCCUACUCCGAAAUAUUUGUGGAUUGUCCGCACCAGCCACCGGAUGGAAUGUGAUGCCUCCAGUCAGCGAUACUUCUAUAUCUGCAAAUAUUUUAAGAGUCAAAAUGUUUAGAAAUGAAGUCUAUGGUCACAUUCCGACUGCUGGUUUGGACGACGUAACGUUUGAAACAUUGUGGCAAGAAAUUUCGGUUCCGUUAGCCAAAUUGGGAAUUCCUCAAAAUGCUAUUGAUGAAUUAAAAGUGGCUCCUCUUAGCCCUGAAGAAGAAAGUUAUAUUGAAAGAUUAAAAGAGUGGAAACAACAAGAGGAUGAUUUUAUGUCAAAAUUAAGUGAUGUUGAAAGUAAAGUAGUCAAAUUAACUAAGAAAGUUGAAAAUGUUUAUCCCUCGCAUGUCGAGCAACUGGCUAAAUUUAACUUUGCUGGAAAGAUUCGUGACCUUUGUAGAAAAUUUCAAGAUGGCACUAGAAAGUGGUUGUUUGAUAAACUUUCAAGUUGGUUUGGGAGUGAAGAAUCCAGGGUCUUGAUUUUAACUGCAGGUCCAGGCGUUGGAAAAAGUGUUUUGUCUGCAAAGCUUUGCGAGCUUUUUAGAGAACGUGGUCAACUCGCAGCUCACCAUUUCUGUGACUUUCGCAAUUCUGAUUCCAGCAAUCCUCAGAGAAUACUCCAGUCUCUCGCCAGUCAAAUGUGUGAUAAUGUUGAAGGAUUUCGUGAUAAACUUACUGAAAUUCUUCGUCGUGAACAUUCUCGUGACUCGCUGUCAGACGCAUUUCGUGUUCUUUUGAACGACCCCCUCCAUGCCCUUGACAGACACGAACCAAUGUUGAUCAUCGUUGAUGCUUUGGAUGAGAGCAAAACGGACGAGAAAAGCGAAUUAUUGGAGUUGAUAUCUGAGAGAUUUUGUGAACUGCCUGAUUGGAUUAAGAUAUUUAUUUCUAGUCGACCAGAGCUACAAGUACGUAAGAUUCUUGAACAUCUUCACCCGUGGGAAAUCCGUCCUGAUGACGAAGAUCACAACCACGACAUAGAGCUUUUUGUUUGUCAUAGUUUACCUAAUCUUGAUGAUCAUAGUAUAAGGUCAGUUAUUUCAAAGUGUGAGGGAUCGUUUUUGUACGCUUAUUACUUAGUCAGUGAAUUGAGAGAAAAGGGCGUGGGAAUUGAACCCGAGCUAAGUGAUUACAUCUCCAACGGUAUUUCGGGAUAUUACGAAAAACAGUUCAAACGUUUAGACAUAGGCCUCCAACAUUUCAUGCAAGAUACCUCAUGUCUAUUAAACAGUUUCAUCAAUGUCGUUGCCGUUUCUAAGGAAGCGCUCCCAAUAAAAGUUCUCUUCACAUGCAUGGGUCUCUCUAAAGACGAAUUUAAAAUACGUAAAGCGGUUCUUGACCUAAUGUCAGAGAUUCUUCCAGUUUACGACGGGUGUCUGACUGUUUAUCAUAAGUCAUUAUGGGAUUGGCUGACAUUGAACGGUUAUGAAGAACAUGCAUUCGUUGCAGAUGUUGAAGACGGCAAUAGACGUCUCUGGCGUGCUUGUAAGAAACAAUUCUGCGAGAUAGAUGCUUUGAAGUCUGUUUUUGAAUUCCAAAUUUCACCCGAGAAUAGGUACGCUUUAGAAAAUGGUUUGGAAUAUUUGGUCAAUACAGGCGAGGUAGAUGAAUUUCAUUGGUUGGUGCAUGUUGUUAUAAACUUCUUGAAAAUAAAAUUUUUUGAUGGCCUGUACAGUUAUUUUUUCAGGCGAAUUCUUGGCACGUACCGUUCUAAACUUUCCAAAAAUAUCUAUUGGGGCCUCAUUCAACACGUUUGUUUCUUCGAAAUUGUAGAAGAUAGCUCCGGGAUUGGAAUAUUUAAUACUUAUGAAAAAGAUAAUUGUUACGUUUAUUUGCAAGCACUCGCUAAUGGGCACUUUGAUUUUUUACAAGGUGCCGUCAAUUCCAAAAGUGUAGCUAAGGAUAUCUUGGGUGGGACAAAUGAGAUUUGGAUAGAAUAUGUGACAAUGGAAAGCCAUUCUAAUUUAAGCAUUGUCCCCCAAACUGCGUUUAUAGACGAUUCAGUUUCUGAUUUUUUAGUGUCACCGGACCAGACAAUGCUUGCUUGCAUAUAUGCGCAUGAGCGAAAAUUUCAAAUGCUUAAAAUACCAGAUCUCACAACUAUCUUUGAGACACAAGUUACUAGUAAAAGUCGAAUUUGCAAAUUCCUGUUCUGUUCCUUUUCUCCAGACUCUUCAUAUAUUUUAUACAAUUCAAUCCGGUUCUGCAUCAAUAUUAAAGAAAAGAAAGAGGUCCCCUUCAUUACGCACGGCCCCGAUGACAUCAUUUUCUGUUCAUUUUCCUCAUGUGGAAUGAAACUUGUCACAUUAGAGAAAACGUCAAUCAAAGUGUGGGAUGUAAAAAGCAAGAAUAUAUUGGUUGAAGUUAAGAAUGUGUAUCAUGAGCGAUCUGAUUGUUUGUUUAGUAAUUGUAACUCGUACAUUCUUCUUUGGCCACAGUAUUGGUUGGGCACUGUCUUGGAUUACAUGAACGUCUUGAAUUCUGAAACUUUAGAAAAGAUUGACAACAAGAAUAUUCGUGUUGACCAGAAUUUGUGUAGUAAUGAUUCUUUUCAAAUGUUUUCCCCGCCUCAUUACUUUUCCGAGUCGUAUGAUAAAAUGGAAAUGAAUUAUAUCUGUUUGCCAUCUGGUGAGAAAGUUAUAAUUUCCAAUAAAUAUUGUUCAAAAGUUUUUGUGUGGAAAAACAGAAAGUGUGUAGCAUUCGUAAAUGAUUUGAAAAAUGAUUUAGCUUUGGUAGUGUACGAUUUCAUAAAUCAAAAGAUCGUUGACGUGUUUGAGAUUGGAUUUUUCCCUCGUGAUACUCGUGUCAAUUACAUUUCGAAAUUAGAUGGGACGAGUUUCCUUUUAUCUGUAGGACAUUCCCACAAAGUACUCAGUGUUUUAUCCUUCAAAUCUGUUCUCGAAUGGCCUGAUGCUACUUUUGUUGACAAUGCCAAAAUAGAUUGUCGUGCACUCUCUCCAGACACUUUGUAUGUUGCGUGCUGUUUUAAAAAUUGCUUUCUUUCAAUAAGAAGUGUCGAGAGUGGGGAAACAUUGCAAACUGUUGCACUGAAACAACGAGCAUUGGCAUGUUGGUGGUCAGAGUCGUAUCUUUGGUUGGUCUGUGAAGGUCUGGUUGUUAAAUAUCGUUAUGAACCUAGGAGUGAAAAUAUCUUAGGAAGUCAACAUGAAGAAUCUAUUGUAAAUUUUGAACGUGUCCUUGCAUUUAAAAAUGGAGUUCUUGUGAUUUACGGCGAUCGGAAACUUUCUAUUUUAAGAAUUUGUAACGAAAAACUGUGUUAUCAAGAGACACCGUCAUGUAGGUUUACUGACCCUUCUGUCGCAAUAAGUUCUGAUGGGUGUGCUGUUAUGUUAUUGUUGGAUUCUAGGUCAGAUUAUCAAUUGUGGGAAAUAGAAUGUGGCAACACGUGGAUUGUACGUUCAACCGGAGAGUUGAAUCUACCUGAUAUUCGUUGGUGGUCUUUGUCUGGUACAAAAACGACUCGCAAUGCAGUGUUCUUGUCAGAAGAUACAUGGCCUAAUAUUCGUUUACUUUCUAUUACUUUUCCUAAUGAUGUGCAAAAUUUUCAUAACCUUCUUAUUAAAUACUUUAGAGGGGCUGUUUAUAUCGAUUCUGAUUUGAUCGCUAUUUUCGCCGGUGAAUGGAUACAUUUUGUCAAGGUGUCGGAAGGCAGAAUCAUAGCUUCCAGAUACUUUGGUGAUCUUUUUUUUCCUAUCAGUGUAUUUUGUCCUCAUCCACCUGCUUUCUUUCUUCCAUCAACGCGUUCUCUUCUGUUCGUUGACAGAAAUGGCAACAAAUAUUUCAAAAUUCAUAAUAUUGAAAAGUAUUUCUUAGAUUUUCUUUCUUGAUGCAAGUAGUUUAGAAUCUGAUUUCUUGUUUAAAUGCGAAACCGUGCGUAAAUCAAAACGUUCAGCUAUGGAACGUACUGAAUUGCGAAAAGCACGGAAAUCGUUGAAGCGCUUUUUUUAGUUCUUUCGUGAUGUAAAUUGUUGAGCACGGAAUUUCUUGUUUUAACGGCGAAACGCAUGCGUCUAUGAAAACGUUUGAACUGUGUAAUAUUAGUAGAAAAAUACUUUUAAACUACAGUUUGUAUCCAAGAGAUUUUCCUGAGUGCUGUCUCCUUUUACAACCUGCGUUUGAGAUCCAUUAAUUCACAUACUUCCCUUGUGUGCUUAUAAUAAGCGUACAGGAAUAUUCAGCCUCUUACUUGUUAAGCGUUCAGUUUAUUCUACACACAGGAAUUCAGUAUAAUAGCCCUCUUUACUUGCUUUACUGUUCCUAACGGAAGACGAUGAGCGAAAAAUCCUUCUAUAAUUAACAUGAAUCAUUAUUACAUUUUUUCCGCUUUGGGUAAAAAAAAAGGCUCUGAAACAGACGAAAAAAAUUACGCCGUGACUGAAUACAUUUUCAAUUGUUUAUGUUAUUUUCCUGAAUGUUAAAGGUGUUUAUGUCACUAGAUAGGAAAACAUGAUUUCUUUCAUUAGAAAUUAAAAUCUGAAGGAAAAUAUUUUCGUAGCGAGGCAAACGGAGCUAUAAAAUGAAGGAUGUUUUUGUUCAUCUUUCUUCAUUUAGUCAGAGACUUGAGUGAAAUGAAUAACAAGGAAGGUUUAGGUCAAUGAUUUACCUGAUCUAAAAUAGCUGGAAUGUGUGAUGAAUCGUGGAUAUCUUUACUUUUAGAAUUAGUUUCCUGUUUUGUUAAGCAAACUUUUAUCAGAAGUUUUUAGCAUUCCAUUUUUAUAUUUUAAAGUAAUUGUUUGAAGCCCCUCAGGAAGAUAAAGUACAUAAACCUUUUGGAAAAGGAGAAAGAAGCCUUUGGCGAAGUAGAACUUCCAGGUGAACACAAAUUAAAGGUUCCCCUGGAAGACGGUACAUUUCAAGCCUGUUGCGCUAAAGUUUAUAAUAUUUUACCUGAGGAUGUCAAAUCAUGUGAUAACUAUUCUAGUUUUAUAAGAUUAGCCAAGGCUCAUUUUAACAAUAGAGCGGCAGAAAGACUCACUGUUUAGUAAAGUCAAUGCAUGCGUUUAGUCUAUUAAAUUGUAUAUACACAUAGUUAUAGUUAGUUAUAUUUGUAAUC